AUGUCUGACGUUGACGAUGAACUUCUCGCCCUUGCGGGUGGAGAUUCAGAUGAUGAGGGCUCUGGCAACGAGAGCAGAGGUGCUUCAGCGUCGCCGCAGUCGGCGAAGAGGAGUGGUUCGAAGAAAGGGGCAGGAAAUAAGUCGCGAAGGGACGGCGGCGAUGAUUCCGAGGAGGAAGGCGAGGCCUCAUCUGCGCCAGGAACGCCAAACUCACUCGAAUCUGCCCCAAUGGACGAAUCUGACUCUGACGCCGAGCCAUCCAGAGGCCGAGCUGCCGCCGCGGAUGACCAUGAUGAAAACUACCCAGUCGACGGCCGAUACAAGAGCCAGAAGGAAAAGGCACAGAUCAUGGCCUUGCCCGAACUCGAACGUGAACAGAUCAUUGCCGAUCGCAUGACUGAAAUCGAGCGUCAGCGCCAAAACCGUCUGCUUCGCCAGAUGGUCAGCCAGAUGGAAGGUGACGAGCGCAAGCAGGUCAAGAAGAAGCGAAGUGCCGGGACUGCCGAGUUGGAAGAUGGCGAUCGAAAGGCCUCGCGACCGCGUACCGAGAACAAGAGAGAGACAGCCAUGGAUUCGCUGCGCCAAGCAAAGGCCGAAAAGGCACGCCGCCGAGAGGACCUCGAGAGACGAAAGGACAAUUACUCUCCACGGGGAGGCGAUUCAGGGGCCGAUGACAGCGAUGACGACUACAACCGUGGACGAUCCCAAACACCCGAAGACGACGAGAUUCGCGAUCAACCACCAGCUGAGCUUCGUGAUUACGAUCGUGUUCGACUGGGCCGAAAUGAAUUCGCUCAGGUCUGUUUCACUCCUGGCUUUGAGCAAGCUAUUACUGGAUGCUACAUCCGUAUUGCUCUCGGCCCACAUCCUGAAACCGGCAUCGAGCAGUACCGUAUGGCAGUUAUAAGAGGCUUCGCAACCAGCCGCCCAUAUGCUCUUCAGGGGCCUAAUGGUUCGUUCGUCACAGACCAGUACGUUAAGGCGGCGCACGGAAAGGCAAUCAAGGAGUUUCCUUUCAUCGCCGCCUCAAGUGGAAAGUUCACAGAUAGCGAACUCAACCGAUAUAAGGUUACCUGCCACAAUGAGGGUGUUACUCUUCCUACCAAGGCCUUUCUCAUGGACAAGGUUGACGAGAUUAACAAAUUGAUUAAUCAUUCAUGGACCACCGAGGAUAUCAAGGCGCGUCUCACAAGGAUAAAGGAACUGAAGCGACGAUUCGAUCCUGCUGAGCGAGAGCGUAUCGCUCAGUUACUCGAAGAGGCAAGACAGCGUGGUGACGACGACAAGGCAGAAGAGCUUCAAGAGGAGCUUGACAACCUUGGCUCACAACGUUUGGCGUUCAGGACGAGCCUGGGACUAUCAAAACACUCCGAGGCCCCCAAGGGCCAGACUGAGCAGGAUCGACUGGCUGAGCGCAACCGAGAGAAUCGCCGUUUAAAUGCGGAAGCAGUGCGCAAAGCCCAGCUAAAGGAGAGGGCGAAGUCGAAGGAUAUCGAGGGAGCCUUGAAGCGUGGUGAGACGUACCAAGGCGACAUGUCAAGGCGAUUGAGGACCAAGGCCAAGUUUGUCCACGAUGGCAAUGACAAGGCGGAUCAGCAGUCAGGAGGAAAUGAUAGCGGGACUAGUACCGGCACACUGAAGCCGUCAGCCAAGUCUCAGUUGGUAUCUCAUCUUGCAAAGCUGCAAGAGGAGAAGCAUAAUGAGAAGGGCAUUCCGACUAUCCAUAAGCCGCUUAUGGACGACGAUGUGAUUGGGUCACUGGAUCUGGAUAUAGAUGUUGAAAUUUGA
This is a messenger RNA of Fusarium sp. VM40, 1788 nucleotides long. The record is from the annotation of a GenBank genome assembly. NCBI's taxonomy places the organism in Eukaryota, Fungi, Ascomycota, Sordariomycetes, Hypocreales, Nectriaceae.